Molecule: messenger RNA, 1179 nt
Organism: Talaromyces amestolkiae
Lineage: Eukaryota; Fungi; Ascomycota; Eurotiomycetes; Eurotiales; Trichocomaceae
Exons: 1
Coding region: 1-1179 (392 amino acids)
Biological process (GO): regulation of transcription by RNA polymerase II
Molecular function (GO): zinc ion binding; DNA-binding transcription activator activity, RNA polymerase II-specific
Source: RefSeq, a predicted model, not a curated record
AUGCGCAGCUCGCAUCGCAAGUCGCGGUUUGGCUGCAGGGAAUGCAAACAACGGCACACAAAGUGCGAUGAAACGCAUCCGUCCUGCAACAACUGCACCAUCAGCAAACGCCAAUGUUCAUUCGCCCGCUCGACUUGGUCUCCGCUGGUGCAGAUACAGCCGCAGAGGUCUGAUGCGCCAUUCGAUGGCAAUAUUGGCUCAUCGGAUACAAUAACGUCGAAUGCCAACUGCUGCGACGCUGCUUGUCCUCCAAGCGUUAGACACGACCUCCUUUAUGAGGAUUACAACGUAGUUCACUUCCAGCUCCUGUACCAUGCUGAACACAAAUUGAGCCUUGACGCCCAGCGGUUCAUACCCGAGGGGCAGAAGCUUUUCCAGAGGUCCGCAAGAGAAGCGUUCACAGUAGCGUACCUCAUGGAUGCUCUUAUUGCGGUUGCAGCGGCUCAUAAAAGUACGCUACCGGGAGAGGACCAGGACUUCUACCAUACCGAAGCAAUGAGGCUAAUGACCCGGUCUCUGACUAAAUUCAAUGCUCAGGACAAAAUUACUGAAGAUUAUGCCAUGGCGGCGUUUCUGUACACCAUGUUGCUUGGGCAACUGGUCCUCUUCGACAUAUUCUCUCAAGGAGAGGAUUUGACCAGCACUCUAGAUAGAUUCGUGCAUUGUAUGAAGCUGCACCACGGUAUACGCGAGGUUGUCGCUCCAGUGUGGCAUAAAGUCCAGCCGAUCCUGGGCCGGUGCCAUUUAGCAGAGUGGGUGAGCGACGGCAUACCAAAUUGGGGAGAGGCAAAUUCUGAAUGUUCUCCGCUGUGGCAGCUUCUUAGUAGGAGCGACGUCAGUCCAAGUUCCCGCAAGGCCUACUUUUCUUCUAUUGAAGCACUGCAGAUGAUGUUCGACUGCACACGCGGGCUGCCUACGAACCGAAUGGCGGCGGUCCAAGAGUGGCUGGKACGAGUUCCUAUGGACUUUAUGGAUCUCAUAAGCCAGCGACGGCCAGAAGCUCUUAUUAUACUCGCGUAUUACGCCAUACUACUUCACAAUGCCAAGGACUUUUGGGCUAUCGGUAGCGCUGGAAGAUUCCUUAUUCAAUCAAUUACAAGCUACCUCGGGGAGUACUGGCUACAGUGGCUARAGUGGCCGAAUGAGGKAAUCAACGGGCCACCAUCCUUGACAGAGUAA